AGGCUUGUCGUAUUACAACAACACACCUUUUAUAAUAAACAAUGAAUUAUAAGCUAUUUUGUGUCGUGAAUAAUACAUGUAUAUAUAUUUGAAUGGACUAAGUAGUGUCGUGUGGUGGUACUUGAGGUAGCUGGCGUAGGCGGCCGUGAGUCCGUUCACGUUGAGGCUAAUGUCGGCCAAGGCUAGGUUGAAGACCAGGAAGUUGCUGGGGGUCCUCAGCUCCCGGACACCCAGAAAAGAGGCGACGGUGACCGCGUUGAGAAGAAACCCGAGCACCCCUGUGGACAGAUGGAGGACGGUCCCGGCUAGCAAAGCCAAGAGCUAGCACUUUCCCCGGUGGUCCUCGCUUCUACUUACCGCCAACGAAGAGCGCCGAACCGAACAAGAACAUGUCAAAGUCCGUGAAGCCCUCAGUGUAGCUGCUUCUUCCACAAACUGAGCGAUGGAUCGAAAGCAAGAAGUGUACUUUGCAAUGAUCCCGAGAUCAGCGUCAUUCCUACAAACUUCCCCACCGACACAUCCAAGCUCCGCAUCGAGAAGACAUCCAUCACAAGGAUUUCCAGUGACAACUUCCGCUACCUUGGCAGCAUGGAGUUCCUGUGGAUGUCUUUCAACUCCCUGAGUUCGCUCAGCGUGGAAAGUUUCCGGGGUCUUACCACCCUGGAUGAGCUGAGGCUGGACGGGAACUCCCUCACCUCGUUCCCGUGGGAGUCCCUCAGGGACAUGCCCAACCUGAAGCUGCUCGACUUGCACAACAACAAGAUCUCCGCCAUCCCGGCCGAGUCCAUUAUGUACAUUAAGAACAUCACCUACUUGGAUUUGUCCAGCAACAGUCUCACCACUGUCCCCGUGGACGUCCUCUCGCUGUGGCUGAGCGUCAAACCGUCACAGGAUGCGGACUCCUCCAAGUUCAUCCUUGGUCUCCAUGACAACCCCUGGUUGUGCGACUGCCGGCUCUACGAUCUGGUCCAGUUUCAGAAGUCUCCCAGGUCAUCUGUGGCUCUAAUAGACCCCAGGCUGCGGUGUGCAGACCCCGAGAGUCUAUCUGGAGUUUUCUUCACCGAAGCAGCGCUGCAGAGGUGCCAGGGCCCGCGGGUGCACACGGCCGUUGCACGUGUCCGUAGCUCGUUGGGCAACAACGUGCUCCUCCGCUGCGGUACGGUCGGCGUCCCCAUCCCCGAGCUGUCCUGGAGCCGUGCCGACGGCAAGAAAAUCAACGGCACGAUUCAGCAAGAGAUCUCAAAGGAGGGAAUCAUUUGGUCCAUUCUCAGCGUCCCGGCAGUCUCCUACCGGGAUUCGGGAAAGUAUGUGUGUAAAGCGGCUAACUUUGUCGGAACAGCAGACGCGAUCAUCUCCCUGGUGAUCACAGACUCGUUUCGUUCUGAAGAAGCAGGAGGUGGAGGAGGUGCGCUCGCUAAGAGAUCCAGGGGAAAGAAAGCCGGCAGUAUUGGGAGGGCCGCAUACCAGGAGAAACUGAUCGCCAGGUAUGUCCCUCCCCCGACCUCCUCGGCAGGCAAACCCGUCAUCGAACCCCUCAAUGGAAAAGGAGUCACUGGGAAGUACGAUGUUGAGAGCUACAGCGUGUCCGACGGCUCUCGAGAGAAGAUGGAGCAGAGCCCUCUGGGCAACAUGGUGGCCAAUGCGUCAUCCUUACAAGCUCCGGAGAGAAGGAUCGUGCGUUCGGUGAAGGUGAUCGGCGAUACCGACCACACGGUUUCAUUGAAUUGGCGAGCCCCAACUGCCACCAACACCACCGAGUUCAGUGUCCUGUACGCCGUGUUUGGCGAGCGGGACAUGCGUCGGAUCAAUGUGGGUGCGGGCAAAAACCGUAUCACCAUCGAGGGCUUGGUGCCAAAAACAAAGUACAUUGCUUGCGUUUGCGUCAAAGGCCUGAUCCCGAAAAAGGAGCAGUGUGUAAUCUUCUCAACGGAUGAGGCAGCCAGCGCAAGCGGCACCCAGAAGCUCAUCAACGUGGUGGUCAUAACGGUGGCCUGCGUCAUUGCCGUGCCCCUCACUCUCAUCGUGUGCUGUGGCGCCAUCAAGAAGCGCUGCCAGAAACUCUUGGGCAGGCAAUCCAAGGAAAUACAGGAUUCCUACGUCACCUUUGAGACCCUGGGACCCGGGGCUAAAGCUAAAGGGAUGGAAGGCGAGUAUCUGACCCGGCUGAACCCCGAUGAGUCCAAUCGACUCCUCUCUGCCAGGUCGAGUGUCGACUCGGAGGCCAUUACUCGGACUGAGGGGCCACCAAACGAGUACUUCUGCUAGAAUCCGAUGUUUGCCUCAACCUUCUAGAGGAUGCACUUUGAGACUGGAGUAGUGAAGACCGAUCCCUCUUUGAGGAUGGAUGAAAUAACUUACAGCCUUGUGGGAAUACUGUGAAAGAAUAACCAUGUAUUGGUCAGCAAAAAAGGGAAGUUCUACACAGUGAAGGGGUUAUUUACAUGUGGCGUUCAUGUGUACAAAUGGCACUUUUCAACUACUGCAUAACAACCCGUAUUUUAUCCACCAUGUAACUUCCACACUGUGUAAAACCCUGAAGAUACCUUAUUUAGAAAGACCAAGCGACUGUUAUUCUAUCUUUUAUAUCGUCAUGUGCCAGGUUUACCGUCCACUCAAGGUACAACUCACACUUUUUCUAAACAUUGUAAACAUUGUCAACGGAGGCAUCUACUGUAUGUGUGCAUGCAUUGUAAAUAAAGUUUUUUUUUGUAUUUACUUGCUUUACCUGCUUCUUUCUUAUGUCCCUGGGUGUACUAAGGUUUUGUUAAAUCUCAUCAAAUACUCAAAAAAA
Messenger RNA from Doryrhamphus excisus (bluestripe pipefish), 2791 nucleotides. The record is from RefSeq and is a predicted model, not a curated record. NCBI's taxonomy places the organism in Eukaryota, Metazoa, Chordata, Actinopteri, Syngnathiformes, Syngnathidae.